GGGAGAAAGGCUGCGGUUUUUAGGACGCGCGUUCUGGGCCUCGGCGGCCGCCGUUACCGGUGCUGUGGGAGCCGCUGGGUCUUGAGGCCCGCCAGCUGUACCCUCCUGCCAUGAUCGUGGUGUUCCGAGUCCGCCGUGGCUCCUCGCUGCCCGGGAAACUGCGGGAUGCCGCCGCCCAGUACUGGCGGUCGGUCGCCCGCGAGAACUCGAGCACUGGCACGGGGAAGAACAAAUACCGGGAGACGGUGCUGCUGCCCCGCACCGACUUCCCCAUGAGACCGAGCGGCCAGGAGCUGUUGGAAAAAGAGCUGCAGAUCCAGAGGGAAUGUGGGUUUUCAGAGCUAUAUUCGUGGCAAAGAAACAGGAAAGGGAAAGAAUUUUGUGUUCACGAUGGCCCACCUUACGCAAAUGGUGACCCUCACGUUGGUCAUGCCUUAAAUAAAAUAUUGAAGGAUAUCAUUAAUAGGUUUCAGGUGAUGAGAGGCUCCAGAGUUCACUUUAUACCAGGCUGGGAUUGUCAUGGGUUGCCUAUUGAACUUAGAGCCUUGGCAGAAUGUGGUGAAGAAGCUAAAACAUUUUCUCCAAUGGAGAUCAGACAAAAAGCCAGAGAAUUUGCAGAAAGAGCGAUUGAGUGUCAACGAGCAGCUUUCAUUCGAUGGGGUGUGAUGGCCGAUUGGGAUAAUUGUUAUUAUACGUUUGACAAAGAGUACGAGGCUAAACAGUUACAAGUUUUCCACAAAAUGUUUGAUGAGGGGUAUAUUUAUCAAGACUACAAACCUGUAUUUUGGUCUCCUUCUACGAGGACAGCCUUGGCUGAAGCUGAACUUGAAUACAAUCAGCAGCAUGUUAGUCGGUCGACAUAUGUCAAGUUUCCUCUCAUAAAAGUCCCCCCCAAAUUAGCGUCAGCAUCAGGGGGUGUAUCCUCUGUUCAUGCUUUAAUCUGGACUACCCAGCCUUGGACGAUUCCAGCUAACCAGGCAGUUUGCUAUAUGCCAAAUGCUGAGUAUUCUCUAGUGAAGUGCUUAAAUACAGAAGAACUCUACCUUCUAGGUACAGAAUGUGUAGAAUCUACAGCAGCUAUCCUGGACACGCAGUUUGAUAUUCUUCAGACAGUUAAAGGUUCUGAUUUAAAAGGUGGAGUCUGUAGCCAUCCCACAAUUCCUGGAAGAGAAUCCCAGCUUUUGCCUGCAAACCACGUCACAAUGGUGAAAGGGACAGGGUUGGUCCAUACUGCCCCAGCUCAUGGAAUGGAAGAUUAUGGUGUCGCUUCCCACCACAAACUCUCUGUUGAUUGUUUAGUGGACGAAAAUGGUUUUUUCACUGAAGCGGCUGGAUUGGAGCUUCAAAACAAGUAUGUCCUUAAUGAAGGAAAUGAAACAGUCAUCCAAAUGUUGCAUGGGGCGAACAUGCUGUUGAAAGAGGAAGACAUAAGACACAGUUACCCGUAUGACUGGAGAACAAAAAGGCCAGUAAUUAUACGAGCCAGCAAACAAUGGUUUGUGGAUACUGCAAAUAUCAAGAACAGAGCCCAGGAGUUGUUGAAGAAAGUAAAACUGAUUCCACAUUCAGCAAUGAACAGUAUGCUUGCCAUGUUGGACAGAAGGACAUAUUGGUGUAUUUCAAGACAGCGUUGCUGGGGCGUACCCAUUCCUGUUUUCUAUCACAAGGAAACUGCAGAACCUCUCAUAAACAAAUACACAGGGAAGCAUCUUAUCAAACUGAUGAAAGAACAUGGUAGUGACUGUUGGUGGACUCUACCUUUGGACCAGCUCCUGACGAAGGAAAUUUUAAAAAAGAGUGGAGGUUCUGAUGUGUCUGAUUAUGUCAAGGGAGAGGAUAUCUUAGAUAUUUGGUUUGAUAGUGGCACCUCAUGGGCACAUGUAUUAGAAGAUGUCAGUAAUGUUGCAGAUGUGUACCUGGAGGGGAAGGAUCAACUGGGUGGUUGGUUUCAAUCCUCACUGCUCAUCAGUGUAGCAGCUGAGAAACAGAUUCCAUAUCGCAAAUUGGUGGUCCAUGGAUUCACACUCAAUGAAAGUGGUGAAAAAAUGUCCAAAUCCAUUGGAAAUGUGGUAGAUCCAGAUGUUGUUAUUAAUGGAGGAGUGGAUCCAAAACAAGACCCACCCUAUGGUGCCGAUGUUCUUCGCUGGUGGGCAGCAGAAUCGAAUGUUUUCACAGAGAUUUUAAUUGGACAAAAUGUACUGCAAGCAGCAAGAGAUGACAUUUUUAAGUUACGGAAUACAUUGCGCUUUAUGUUGGGGAACCUUCAUAAUUUUAACCCUGAAACUGAUGCAGUUCCCAGUGAACAAAUGCUAAUGGUGGAUCAAUAUAUGCUUCAUCUCCUUCAAGAUUACAGCACCAAGGUUACAGAGGCCUAUAAGGAGUGUGAUUUUGGAAAAGUUAUUCGCCUUCUGUUGGCAUUUAUUAACCGAGAACUGUCUAAUUUUUACUUCAGCAUCAUCAAAGAUCGACUAUAUUGUGAAGAUGAGAAAAGCUCCAAGCGUCGAUCAUGUCAGACAGUUCUGGAUGAAACAUUAGAUGUAAUCACACGUUCUGUAGCCCCAAUCCUGCCUCACCUUGCAGAGGAAGUAUUCCACCACCAUUCAAACCAAAAAGACCCUGAGAGUGUGUUUCGAACUGGCUGGAUAAAGGCUAGUUCUGUGUGGAGGAAGCCUGGCAUUGUGGAGGCUAUUGAAGGCGCUUGCGCGAUAAGAGACAGCUUCUUGAGCUCUAUACCUGGCAAAAACGCACUGGAAUAUGAUAUAACCAUUAUCAUUGAGCCCAGUUUGUUCUUGGAGUUGAUGGAGCAACUACAAGGUGAAGAAAUAUCCAGUACAUCACAACUGAAUGAGCUGAUGAUGGCAUCACACACUACGUUGCUUACUGCUGUUCCUCCUGACUUGCGUACAGAGACAGAUUUUAUUGAGGGGAAGUUUGAAAUCAAUUUAGAAGGUGGUGAUAUUGUUGAAGAAACAUCAUACAAAGUAAUUGUUCAAUCAGCUACCAAAGAAAGAUGUCCUCGCUGUAAGAAAUACACAUCAACAUCAGUGUUAACACCCUGCCCACGUUGCUUGGACACCAUUGCUGGGAAGUGGAGUGUUUAAAUUUGUCAACAAUUAUUCCUGUAAGCGCUGAAUAAAGAUGAAUAUGCACUGUAAGACUAGAUUACACAAGUCAACUAGAUGUUUCAUCACUACAUUCCCACCUCUAAUGUCUUGUGUUAAAUUUUGGUGGGGCUUUGUCAAAAUUACCAUUCACAAUUGGAUAUUAGGAGUAAGGGGAUUCUGUACAUAUGGAUAUGGUAUAUCUUCUGUUUCUAGAAUUAAAUUUUGACUAUAGUUUUGCACCUAAUGUACAGAGAGAAGAAUAAUUAGUUAAUUUCCAGUUUUCCCAACUCAAUUACUAGAUAACAUUUGUUUUGAUAUUUGCCUUUUUAAAAUUGUAUGAUAGCAAAUUCUCCCAAACUUUAUAAACUAUCAUGUCAAAUCUAAAUUGAUUAACAAACUACACUCAUUAAAGAUGCUGGCUAAUACAACUUAAUAGGGUUCUAAUGAAUCGCUAUGCUGCUUGUUGUAAAACAGCUUUGAAAGGAAUUAUGGGCUCUGUGUAAUAAAGAUUUUCUGGAUUUAU
Molecule: messenger RNA, 3627 nt
Organism: Stegostoma tigrinum
Lineage: Eukaryota; Metazoa; Chordata; Chondrichthyes; Orectolobiformes; Stegostomatidae
Gene: iars2
Product: isoleucyl-tRNA synthetase 2, mitochondrial
Exons: 23
Coding region: 111-3101 (996 amino acids)
Biological process (GO): isoleucyl-tRNA aminoacylation
Cellular component (GO): cytosol
Molecular function (GO): isoleucine-tRNA ligase activity; tRNA binding; ATP binding
Source: RefSeq, a predicted model, not a curated record